Messenger RNA from Fusarium odoratissimum NRRL 54006, 2023 nucleotides. RefSeq names its product peptidyl-prolyl isomerase CWC27. The transcript has a single exon. Gene Ontology annotation, cellular component: catalytic step 2 spliceosome. Lineage: Eukaryota; Fungi; Ascomycota; Sordariomycetes; Hypocreales; Nectriaceae. Gene Ontology annotation, biological process: protein peptidyl-prolyl isomerization; protein folding. The record is from RefSeq and is a predicted model, not a curated record. The coding region runs from base 80 to 1729 and encodes 549 amino acids. Gene Ontology annotation, molecular function: peptidyl-prolyl cis-trans isomerase activity.
CUUCAUCACACGCGACUUGAACUCUACAACGUCAACAGCAAACACCCAAUCUCCGUUCACCAAGACUCAAGGCGCCGCAAUGUCGGCGAUCUAUAAUCUUGAACCGCAGCCCACUGCCUCGGUUAUUAUUCACACCACCCGGGGCGAACUCUCCGUCGAGUUAUUCGCGAAGCAAACGCCGUUGACAUGUCGCAACUUCUUACAACUAGCGCUCGACGGCUAUUACGAUAAUACAAUAUUCCAUCGAUUAGUUCCAGGUUUCAUAUUGCAAGGUGGAGAUCCUACAGGCACCGGCAAUGGAGGAGAGUCCAUUUACGAUGGAGGCGCAUUCAGCGGCGACCUAGAUCCAUGGCCCAUGGACCAGCGCCAAGGGAAGAAUGCAGGACCAACAGGAAUCAAUUUCAAGGACGAAUUCCACUCUCGACUCAAAUUCAACCGGCGUGGUCUGCUGGGUUCUGCGAACGAAUCGCGUCCAGAUACCAAUGGUAGCCAGUUCUUCUUCACGCUCGACAGGGCCGAGGAGCUCAAUGGAAAGAACACCCUGUUUGGCCGAAUUGCUGGCGACACGAUCUACAACUUGGCGAAAAUGGGCGAGGGGGAAGUGGACGAAGCAACGGAACGCCCGACCUACCCAGUGAAGAUCGAACGAAUAGAGAUACUGGUCAACCCCUUCGAUGACAUGAAGAAGCGAUCUCGAGUGGCUGCCCAAGCGCCAUCUAAAACAGCAGCAGCAACAAGCAAGGAUAAAAAGAAGAAGCGGAAAGGCGGGAAACAACUACUCAGUUUCGGCGACGAGGAAGGUGAUGACGACAUGCCAGUGCUCAAGAAAAAGAAAUUUGAUACGAGAAUUGUCAUGGAAGAUGAGGAGGAAGACGAAAUCCCCAGGAAACCAGCAAAGCCGAAAGUCAAGAAGCCAACAGUAACGGAGAAGCUCUCACCAGUCGCAGAUGAGGUCAGCGACAAAGGGCCGAGGAAGGCCACGCUUGAUCAGCCAUCCAAUGAAACGCGGCGGAGUCCUGGCUCGCUUACGACCAGGGAGGUGAAGGACCAAUCACCUGAACCGGAGGCUCCCAGAAAGACCGCUCUAGAGCGAGCCAACGAGGAGAUGGCUGCUCUGAAAGCAUCGAUGCGACGGACCAUCCAUGCGGAGGAACCUGUGAAGGAGAAGAAGAAGUCUGCACUCGAAUCCAUGAUCCCUGAAACAUCAAUCAGGGGCCGGAAACGAAGGCCCGGAGCUGCCAACACCUCGGCGAGUGAGGACGCAAAAACACUCCGCAUGCUGAAGGCCUUCCAAUCGAGAUUGGAGAAGGCACCCCCGGAAAAGGAUAACGAACAUACAACAACCGGGGCUAUGCGUGAAGAGGGAAGUACCCAUGCUCCAGACGAUGAAGCUGAGUUAUGUGAUUUACACUUUAUCGCAAAUUGUCAAAGCUGUACAUCCUGGGAUAAGCAGGAAAAAGAUGACAGCGAUGAUGAAGGAUGGAUGUCUCAUUCCCUCAGCUUCGCAGCAGACAAAUUAGGCAAGGAUCUUAGUAACCGUAAGAAGGCAGAAGAAGAGCUUGUUGUCAUUGAUCCGCGCGAGAAGGCUCGGACUCUCAAGGAUGAGAAGAGAGCUGCGCGCGAUGCUCGGCAGGGAAACUCCGGAAGAGCAUGGGACCAGGCACGAGAUGCAGCAAGGAAUGCUAAGAUGGCUCAGGCAGCAUCGCUUGCAGGUCGAGGAGCAAAGUAACCGAGCAGAUCAGGUAGAUAGGCCAACUGUGGUUCAAAGCUGUUGGUGACAAGUGAAGUUUGAGUCCAUAAUAGGAAUAGUCUGUCUAUGAUACCCAGCAUAAAAGCAUCAGGCCAGGUUUAAUAGUGCCCCUCCUAGUCUGAGCUGACAUGGGACAGGAUGACGCCAAUGCUUGUUCGUUGAAGAAAAGUGGCAUUACGAGUCGCAUCUGCCGUCCCCACAAUACAUGUCAUGACCGAUCUCGAUCCUCGAGGACGCAUAGUAAUGAUGAAGUUGUGACUAUUGUUUCUAUAG